Perognathus longimembris pacificus (Pacific pocket mouse) is the source of this 2051-nucleotide messenger RNA. RefSeq names its product phosphoenolpyruvate carboxykinase 2, mitochondrial (gene Pck2). Gene Ontology annotation, biological process: cellular response to glucose stimulus; propionate catabolic process; cellular response to dexamethasone stimulus. Gene Ontology annotation, molecular function: manganese ion binding; phosphoenolpyruvate carboxykinase (GTP) activity; GTP binding. NCBI's taxonomy places the organism in Eukaryota, Metazoa, Chordata, Mammalia, Rodentia, Heteromyidae. The record is from RefSeq and is a predicted model, not a curated record. Gene Ontology annotation, cellular component: cytosol.
GCGCUUUCCGCGCCGCCCGCCCGGCCUCCGCGCGCUCGCUCGCCCGGCCGCGCUCCCGUCCUCCCCGACGCCGCUGGGCUCCCCGGGCCCCCUCGCAGCCCCAGCCCGGUGCCAUGGCUGCUGUGUACCGCCCCGGCCUGCGCGGGCUUGGCUGGCAGCGGCUGAGCCCCUGGUGCCGGGCGCCAUGCCGCCCCCUCCAGAGCCUGCGGGUGCUUCACGGAGACCUGGGCCAGCUCCCCGCCGGAGUCCGGGACUUCGUGGAGCGCAGUGCCCGUCUCUGCCGGCCUGAGGGCAUCCACAUCUGCGAUGGGAGCGAGGCCGAGAACACGGCCAUCCUGGCCUUGCUGGAACGCCAGGGCCUCAUCCGAAAGCUCCCCAAGUAUGAGAACUGCUGGCUGGCCCGCACAGACCAGGACGUGGCGCGAGUGGAAAGCAAGACUGUGAUUGUGACUCCCUCUCAGCGGGACGCCGUGCCCCUCCCGGCCGCGGGCGCCCGUGGGCAGCUGGGCAACUGGAUGUCCCCCGGCGAGUUCCAGCGAGCCGUGGACCAGAGGUUUCCAGGCUGCAUGCAGGGCCGCACCAUGUACGUGCUUCCGUUCAGCAUGGGUCCCGUGGGCUCCCCCCUGUCCCGCAUCGGGGUGCAGCUGACAGACUCGGCCUACGUGGUGGCCAGCAUGCGUAUCAUGACGCGCUUGGGGCUCCCCGUGCUUCAGACGCUGGGAGGCGGUGACUUCAUCCGAUGUCUGCACUCCGUGGGCCAGCCCCUGACUGGUCCGGGGGAUCCGGGGAGCCCCUGGCCGUGCAACCCGGAGCAAACCUUGAUCGGCCACGUGCCGGACCGGCGCGAGAUCGUGUCCUUCGGCAGCGGCUACGGCGGCAACUCCUUGCUGGGCAAGAAGUGCUUCGCGCUGCGCAUCGCAUCCCGCCUGGCCAGGGAGGAGGGCUGGCUGGCGGAGCACAUGCUGAUCCUGGGCAUCACGAGCCCCGCAGGGAAGAAGCGUUACAUGGCGGCCGCCUUCCCCAGCGCCUGCGGCAAGACGAAUCUGGCCAUGAUGCGGCCCACGCUGCCGGGCUGGAAGGUGGAGUGCGUGGGGGACGACAUCGCGUGGAUGAGGUUCGACGGGGAAGGUCGGCUGCGGGCCAUCAACCCGGAGAAUGGCUUCUUUGGAGUGGCCCCCGGCACCUCGGCGGCCACCAACCCCAACGCCAUGGCCACCAUCCGGAGCAAUACCCUCUUCACCAACGUGGCCGAGACCAGCGACGGCGGCGUGUACUGGGAGGGCAUUGACCAGCCUCUCCCGCCCGGCGUCACCGUGACCUCGUGGCUGGGCAAACCCUGGAAACCUGGUGACGAGGAGCCCUGUGCACAUCCCAACUCCCGCUUCUGUGCCCCCGCUCGUCAGUGCCCCAUCAUGGACCCGGCCUGGGAGGCCCCGGAGGGGGUCCCCAUUGAUGCCAUCAUCUUUGGAGGCCGGAGACCCAAAGGGGUGCCUCUGGUCUACGAGGCCUUCAGCUGGCGCCACGGGGUGUUCGUGGGCAGCGCCAUGCGCUCGGAGGCCACGGCAGCCGCGGAACACAGAGGGAAGGUCAUCAUGCACGACCCCUUCGCCAUGCGGCCUUUUUUCGGCUACAAUUUUGGGCGCUACCUGGAGCACUGGCUGAGCAUGGAGGGCCGCCGGGGGGCGCGGCUGCCCCGCGUCUUCCACGUGAACUGGUUCCGGCGGGACGAGGCGGGCGGCUUCCUGUGGCCGGGCUUCGGGGAGAACGUGCGCGUGCUGGACUGGAUCUGCCGGCGGCUGGACGGGGAGGAUGGCGCCCGGGAGACGCCCGUCGGGCUGGUGCCCCGGGAAGGGGCCCUGGACCUGAGCGGCCUGGCGGCCGUGGACACCGCGCGGCUCCUCUCGGUCCCCAAGGACUUCUGGGAGCAGGAGGUGCGGGACGUGCGCGGCUACCUGAGCGAGCAGGUGGGCCAGGACCUGCCGGCGGAGGUGCUGGCCGAGCUGGACGCCCUGGAGGGCCGCGUGGCCAGGAUGUGAGCCCCGGCGCCUCCC